AGUCCAGUAAAUGCAGAGACGGGCUCAGCUCACGACGAAACGAGUUCCAGUGGUAACAAAGAAGACGAAGACGACGACGAUGAUGAAAGCGAUGACAAAAUUGAUGCGCAAACUCACGACCCCGAAAGACUGAAAGCAUUCAACAUGUUCGUAAGACUGUUUGUUGACGAAAACUUAGACAGGAUGGUUCCUAUUAGCAAACAACCUAAAGAAAAAAUCCAGGCUAUAAUCGAUUCCUGCACCAGACAAUUCCCGGAGUUUGCCGAAAGAGCGCGAAAAAGAAUACGGACGUAUCUUAAGUCUUGUAGAAGGAAUAAAAGAGCGAGGGAUCCGAAUUCUCCUUGGGAUGCGACUCGACCUACUCCUGCGCAUUUGACCUCGGUGCAAGCUGAACAAAUUCUUGCGACGGCGUGUGAAAACGAAAGCCAUAACGCCAAAAGAAUGAGGCUAGGAUUGGAACCAGUUAGUCAACCAAUGCCCAUAUUACCUGGAGUACAG
This is a messenger RNA of Psylliodes chrysocephalus, 498 nucleotides long. The record is from the annotation of a GenBank genome assembly. Lineage: Eukaryota; Metazoa; Arthropoda; Insecta; Coleoptera; Chrysomelidae.